Messenger RNA from Opisthorchis viverrini, 936 nucleotides. RefSeq lists its product as hypothetical. The transcript has 5 exons. The record is from RefSeq and is a predicted model, not a curated record. NCBI's taxonomy places the organism in Eukaryota, Metazoa, Platyhelminthes, Trematoda, Opisthorchiida, Opisthorchiidae. Bases 1 to 936 code for a protein of 311 amino acids.
AUGUAUACAUGCAUCGAGAUAUCUCAAACAUCGUACCAAAUGAAACAUGAGGCGGCCUGGUGCAACACAUUCAGUUGCCUGAAAACAUCACAAGCAAGAGAUUCUGCUGGACUCCAGCGCCUAGCUGCCAUGCCACCCGAAGGAAACACGAGGGUUGAGAAACUGUCGGGUUGCCCAAGCCUAGACAGGGGAAGUCGAGGGGCAGAGGUCGGGUUCGAACCACGGACCUUCCGGUCAGUAAAUUCGCGCUCUAACCACUUGAGCCAUCUCGCCGUAUCGAUGCUUCACUGUCGUAUCACAACAGGUGCUACGCCGUCCAAAGAGACCAAUCCCGUACGGUUCCCUACCAUUGGUGGGUACCAAACUUUGACGGCUGGAACAAAAAGGCAUUCUGUCCCCUGUAUCCUACUCCGCCUUGGCAGCGCCGAUCGUCGCUUGGGAAGUUCUUCGCCAAAAUCGACCUUGCUGAAGAGUGUCUUCAAGUUGAAGUCACACCAGAAUCACACUCACUGUAGACAAUCAACACACCGCGAUCUGCAUCAAUACACCCGUCUCCCGUUUGGCGUCAAAACAUCCCCAGAAACUUUCCAGCAGUUGAUGGACACCAUCCUUUCUGGCAUUUCAGGUGGUCGCGACGACGUACUGAUAAUUGCUGUCUCACUCGAAAAGCUUCUUGAUAGGAUCAGUGCCGUCUUCCUGCGCAUUCAUGACGAUGGCCUCCGCCUAUGUCCUGAGAAAUCUCGAUUCGUCUUGACAACAGUGAAGUAUCUGGGUUUCAUCUCCGACGCCUCUGGUCGUCAUCCUGACCCGAAGAACUUUCGAGCUAUACAACAGAUGCCACCUCCUAAGGAUGUCCCAUCAUUACAUUCCUUUUUUGGGUUAACCAUCUAUAAUUUCGCAUUCUUUCCUUCGCUACACAAAUUCGACCCCCAAUAA